AUGGGUUUGAUGCAUGUGGUAGCCAUUGCGAUGAUAGCGCUCAGUUUGAGCCAUUCAUCAAUGCUGGUAUCAGGACUUUAYUACAAAGAAAUUCAUGUGUCGUUGAUCAACAUGUUGGAGCCUGGGAAGAACCUCCACGUUCACUGCAAAUCGAAGGAUGACGAUUUGGGUGAUCACUUCAUCGGUUAUAAUCAGAACUACACUUGGGGUUUUCAUGACAACCUUUUCAGCAGCACACUCUACUGGUGUGGGAUGGAUUGGACAAGGACAGGAGGGUCUACUGUAAGCGGUAGCUUCGAAAUAUACCAUGCAAGAAGGGAUAUAUAUCGAUGCAGCAGUUUCUGUGUCUGGGCAAUCAGGGAAGAUGGCCUUUAUUCUUACAAUAGGGRUACGGAUGAUUGGGAAUUUUUCUUCAAUUGGCCUUCGAUUAGUAAAGGGGCCGACAUGAAGCCAUAA
Nelumbo nucifera (sacred lotus) is the source of this 456-nucleotide messenger RNA. Its product is annotated as S-protein homolog 24-like. NCBI's taxonomy places the organism in Eukaryota, Viridiplantae, Streptophyta, Magnoliopsida, Proteales, Nelumbonaceae. The record is from RefSeq and is a predicted model, not a curated record.